Messenger RNA from Ailuropoda melanoleuca (giant panda), 2303 nucleotides. RefSeq names its product histone H2A-Bbd type 2/3. The transcript is spliced from 2 exons. The record is from RefSeq and is a predicted model, not a curated record. Lineage: Eukaryota; Metazoa; Chordata; Mammalia; Carnivora; Ursidae. Gene Ontology annotation, molecular function: structural constituent of chromatin; protein heterodimerization activity; DNA binding. Gene Ontology annotation, cellular component: nucleosome. The coding region runs from base 1153 to 1494 and encodes 113 amino acids.
AGAGAGAAAAAUGGGGAAAGGACUUGAGCAGACAGACAUUCCUCCAAAGCCCAUGUACAAAUGGCCAAGAGGCACACGAAAAGCUGCCAUUAGGGACGUGCAAAUCACAACCACCGUGAGGGCCGCCUGGGUGGCUCAGUCGGUUGAACGUUUGGACUCUGGACCUGGGCCCAGGUCAUGCAUGACCUCAGGGUUGUCAGAGCGAGCCCCUCCUCAGGCUCCAGGGCGGGCUGGGCGCUGGGCUCGGAGCCUGCUUAAGAUUCUCUCUCCCCCUCUGCCCCUCCCCUCCCCCCUCCCCCAAAAGAAAACAAAAAGUCACGUGAGAUAGCACUUCACACCCAGUGGGACGGCUAUUCUAGGCCCAAGGAAGACAAAGCCAGUGGAAAAUGACGAGUCUGGGCGAGGACGUGGAAGACGUGGGACCGUCGCACACUGCUGCUGGGAUCGGAAAGUGGUCCAGCUGCUGUGGGAAUCAGUUGGGCAGCUCCUCAGUAAGUUAAACACAGAAUGACCGUAUGACCCCGCAGUCCCAGUCCUAGGUGUACGCCCGAAGGAAUUGGGAACCGGUGCUCAAACAGAACCCUGCACGGGAGCACCCACCGCGGCGCACUCCCCAUCGGCCCCAAGGUGGAAAUCACCGAAACGCCUGCCCACUGAUGAACGGGCUACGCAACACGAGGUCUGUCCAUGCAGUGGACUACCGUUCAGCCAUCAAAGGACAUGAAGUCCCGAUUCAUGCUACCACGUGGAGGGACCCUAAUGAAAACGUGGGUGCUAAGCGAAAGCAGCCAGACACAAAAAGCCACCUAUUCGUCUUAUGAUCCCAUCUCUAGUGAGCAUUCCCUCAAAGAGAGGCUGCAGGGAGCAGGCUGAGCAGGCUCCUGCCAGCCCCAUUUCUCUGCAGGCCCAGGCUCUCCGCAGAGGCCAAUGCGGAAGCAGUGACCUCACCGGAUAUACGUGUCACAAAGUGUGCACCCCAGUGAAGGGGGUUGGUCCGUGGUCGCUUGGAUACGACGUAGGCGCCCCGAGUACCCGCUGCUUUAAGAAGCUGGGACCCGCUGGCGCACCGCACCACACCCGCUCCGCACCCACACCGCACCCGCACCGCACCGCGAGCUAGGCCCGUCGGAGAAAGCGCAGCCAAGGUCCAGCAUGCCGGGGGACAGAAGCCGUCGAGGGUCGUCCAGUGGCCAGAGGCGGACCCGCUCCCGCACUGCCCGAGCCGAGCUGUCGUUCUCUGUGAGCCACGUGGAGCGCCUCCUGCGGGAGGGCCACUACGCCCAGCGCCUGGGCUCGUCCGCGCCGGUCUUCCUAGCAGCAGUCAUCCAGUACCUGACGGCCAAAGUCCUGGAGCUGGCGGGCAACGAGGCCCAGAACAGCGGCGGGAGGCGCAUCACCCCGCAGCUCGUGGACAUGGCAGUCCACAACCACGCGCUGCUCAGCGGCUUCUUCGGGACCACGACCAUCUCCCAGGUGGCCCCGGCCUGGAACUAGCUGCCCGACGACGCGACCUGGGUGGCCGGGCCUCGGCCGGCCGGCCAUCAGGCACCAGCCAGGCCUGCUCGCAGCUGGGGCGGCCCCGGCCUGGCUGGUGCCUUGGGCAGAGUCCUAGACGGUCAAGAAAAAUGGGUCAAGAAACCCACGUGUCAAAGCAAUAAAAAAAGAAAGAAGCCCCGUGUGUGUGUGCUUCAGUCGCUUUGCGUGGGACGUGGUUGUGGGGCGCCCCUCUCGUUGGAGCGGCGGAGGGGCGGGGGUGGUGGCGGCGUCCGCCUGCGGUGCGGGGAGCGGUCGGAGUCCGGGAGGACCGAGAAGAGCAGUUUCUCUCGGGGACGCUGCAGCGGGUGGCCCUGGGUGGGAGGGGCUGGCUGGGCUGGGGGUGAGGCUGGGGCACAGAAGACCCCCGCGUUGGCUCUGAGCAAGUGAGAGCCCGGGACGGGCCCGGGAGGGAUGGUGUUCCUUGGGCCGGAGCUCAAGACCGUGACUGUGGCGUCGUGAUGGGGGCGAACGGACAACGGCAACCCGGGUGCGGGACGGAGGGGUGGACAGACCCGUUGGUACACCGAGUCUAGUGGGGCGGGGGCUUCGACCGGAAGGUUGAGGAGCGACGGCGGCGGGCCGGGGGGCCGGGGGCCGGCAAUCAGGAAGCAUGCAAGCUUGGCCUUAGAGCCACGCGGGGUCGCGAGUUGAGUUUUGGUCGGGUUGGGUUACAGACGCUAGGAGACGCCCGUAGCAGCGACCUGGGCAAACGGGCUGUCGCCUGGCAACAGCGGGCACGUAGCCAGGCCCCGCCCCAGGCCCCACGA